Gaeumannomyces tritici R3-111a-1 is the source of this 1939-nucleotide messenger RNA. RefSeq names its product casein kinase II subunit beta-2. Gene Ontology annotation, cellular component: protein kinase CK2 complex; cytoplasm. NCBI's taxonomy places the organism in Eukaryota, Fungi, Ascomycota, Sordariomycetes, Magnaporthales, Magnaporthaceae. The record is from RefSeq and is a predicted model, not a curated record. The transcript is spliced from 3 exons. Bases 313 to 1173 code for a protein of 286 amino acids. Gene Ontology annotation, molecular function: protein kinase regulator activity.
CGCACGCACACUUGACAUUAUCAACGGCAGAGAUUCCAGCGGUCCAUCACCGCCCGCUCAAUUAAUUCCAUGUGCCAGGGCCCAGGCAGACCAUCCACAUCCCUUCACCCACCCACCACCAUACCCAUCCGUCACUCGACUCUCAAUCCGUCGCUCGUUGCAACCAAGACUCGGUCCUGUUCUUGACCCUGCGUACCGUCGCCAACCAACCCCACCUCCCGCCAGCGCAGCCGCAGCCUUCACAAUAUUAUCCACCGCCUUGGUGCAAGCGCCCUUGUGCCGCAGCCGCCACUGACCGCGACGGUAGCAAUCAUGGACGACUUUGGCAGCGAGUCCGAUAGCGACUAUACCAGUUAUUGGCGGGAUUGGUUCAUCGGCUCGAAAGGAAACGAGUACUACUGCGAGAUCGACGAGGAAUACCUCACCGACCGGUUCAACCUCACGGGCCUGAACACCGAGGUGUCGUAUUAUCAAUAUGCGCUGGACCUCAUCACGGACGUGUUCGACAUGGACUGCGACGAUGAGAUGCGCGAGACCAUAGAAAAGUCUGCACGUCAUCUCUACGGCCUUGUUCAUGCUCGCUACAUCGUCACCACGCGUGGUCUAACAAAGAUGCUCGACAAGUACAAGAAAGGCGAGUUCGGCAAGUGCCCGCGCGUCAACUGUGGCUCGCACCCGCUGCUCCCCAUGGGCCUGUGUGAUAUACCCAACGUCAAGCCCGUCAAGCUUUACUGCGCGCGGUGCGAGGAUAUUUACAACCCCAAAUCAACCCGCCACGCCGGCAUCGAUGGCGCCUACUUCGGCACCUCAUUCCACAAUAUCCUGUUCCAGGUCUACCCGACCUUCAUACCCACCAAGUCGGCUGAGCGCUACGUACCACGCGUCUUCGGCUUCAAGGUUCACGGCUCCGCCGCCCUGAUCCGCUGGCAGUCGGCCCGUCGCGACGGCAUGCGCCGCCGCCUGCGCAAGAUGGAGAUUGAGAGCGGCUUCAAGGACGGCGCCGACGAAGACGGGGUCGAGGAGGAUGAGGAGGAAGAGGAGGAGGAUGACGAUGAGGGCGGCCUCGGUUUCGACCCCCAGCUGCGCGAAGGCCCCGAGGGCGGCGCUCUCCAGGACGCGUCUGUUCCCGCUCCCUCCCAUCAAGGAGGCGACAGCAUGGUGCUCGGAGCUUAACAAAGGUUCCAACUUUUUGUUCCGACGCCACGAAGCAGAGAAGCAAGGGAUGAACACAGAGAUGUUGGGCAGAAGGUGCUAUGCGGUCUGCUCGGCAUUUCUCUCUUGUUUUUCACUGCUUCUUUUCGCCUUCAGCGACUAUGCCGGCCCCGACCCUCCUCGGGGCUCAUGCUACGAUUUUGAUACCCCUUUUUCUAGGCGGAAUUUGUUCAUGAAUACCACGACGCCUGUGGGAGGGAGGCCCGAGCCAAAUAAACUACGACUCGCCCGUCAUGACCACUCGGUCCUCCCAGAUAUUCCUCUCUAUCUCUCUCUCUUUCACUUCCAAGGGUGUCCAGUGCGGUACUGUGGCCGAGAUGAGAUGUCUAGAAAGAUGCGCGUUGUGGGAUUUGCUGUAUACUGUUGUACUCGCUUAAACGUGCUACGGCGUUGGUGGAGGGAUUCCAUGAAGCAUGCUGUUUUAAAUUGACCACGCCCACUGCACACACUGCAUCAGGGGCAUGUCCUGGGUGGGACGACUGUUUUCGGGACGACAUGCGAAACGACAAAAGAGGGGGCAAUCUCUUUGAUUCAUCUGGCCGAUACAACCGAAACACAUAUGGGAAACCACGUUGGGCAGCGCGCGGGACAUGUUGGUGAUGGGUUGCAUCGGGCACAGAUUUGUGCUGAGCGUUGAGCCCUCAUAAUGUACCUAUCUAGCUAUCGAUCCAAAAGUGAGAAAUCAAAAAAGAACAGAACCCCAAACAGAGUCAUGACUGGAAGAGAC